AUGCCUGGGUUCAGUCCAGUAAAUGGUCAAACCGACCCCGUCACCUGCAGGCGGUGGAUUGAGCCUCAAAUUCCUGAUUUUUCUAUGGAUGGAGAUUUUAUCAUCGGAGGAAUUUUUUUUAUUCAUUCCCACACAAGUUCAGAAAAUAAGACGUACACCAGACAGCCACUCCAGCUACAAUGCUCAGGGAGUAUGAGUUCCAGGGGGCUGCGCUUUGCUCGUGCCAUGGAGUUCACCAUCCAAGAGAUCAACAACAGGACAGAUGUCCUGCCGGGAAUCACGUUAGGAUACCAGAUACACGACUCGUGUUCUGCAGUGUCGAUGGCUGUUAAAGUUUCAUUUCAGUUUGCAAACGGCAUGGAACCAUUUUACAAUGAUACUGAUUCCUGUUCAAAAUCAGCAGCAGCUGCUGUUCCUGCUCUAGUGGGAGAUUCUACGUCCACUCUUUCAAUCAGCAUGACUAGAAUGCUGGGACUAUUUGGAAUUCCACAGGUGAGUCACUACGCAACCUGCGCAUGUCUAAGCGACAAGCGUCAGUAUCCUGCCUUCUUCAGGACCGCGCCUAGUGACCACCACCAAGCGGCCGCACUGGCAAGAAUGGUGAAGCAUUUUGGCUGGACAUGGAUUGGGGCAGUGCGAAGCGACACAGACUAUGGAAAUAAUGGAAUGGCGGCGUUUCUAAAGGCUGCGCAGGAGGAGGGAAUCUGUGUGGAGUACUCCGAGUCCUACUACAGAACAGAUCCGCGCAGUAAACUGGAGAGAGUGGCGAACGUCAUCCGGAGAUCAACAGCCCGGGUAAUAGUAGCGUUUCUUCAAUCAGGCGACAUGUUUUUUCUUUUGCAGGAACUAGCAACAAGACCGCCGCCUCCACUUCAGUGGAUCGGCAGCGAAGGGUGGAUCAUCGAUCAAGAUAUCCUGCGCUUUAACAUGUGCGCUGGGGCGAUAGGAUUUGGAGUUCCCCGCUCGGUGAUUCCAGGUCUUCGUGAGUUUCUUCUGGAUCUCUCUCCAGCACAAGCACUGAAAUCUCCUCUGCUAACGGAGUUUUGGGAGAGCUCGUUCAGCUGUAGCCUAAAAGGCUCCUCAGGGGGCGCGCGGAAAUGUAACGGCAGUGAGGAUAUCCGCGCGCUGCAAAACCCGUAUACAGACACGUCGCAGCUUCGCGUGACUAACCUGGUGUAUAAAGCUACGUAUGCCAUAGCGCAUGCCAUCCACGGUGUUAUCUGUAAUGACACGCAGUGCGACAAGAGCGCUAAAUUCACACCAUGGCAGAUACUCAACCACCUCAAGAGAGUGAACUUCACUACAAAGAAUGGUUUUCAGGUCUCGUUUGAUUCCAGUGGUGAUCCCGUGGCUUUCUACGAGCUCAUAAACUGGCAGGUUAAGGAAGACGGUAGUUUGGAUUUUGUGACGGUGGGUCACUUUGACUCAUCCAGUCCAAGAGGCCAAGAGUUCAGUAUGAACAGAUCAAUUAUCUGGGUGGGACGACAAACCAAGGUGCCGAUGUCUGUGUGCAGUGAGAGCUGUCCUCCAGGAACCAGGAAGGCUGUUCAGAAAGGAAAGCCAGUCUGCUGCUAUGACUGUAUACCAUGCGCAGAAGGAGAGAUCAGUAACAAGACAGACUCUUUGAACUGUGUGCGCUGCCCUCCUGAGUUCUGGCCCAACACCCAUCGAGACAGCUGUCUACCCAAACCUGUGGAGUUUCUGUCCUGGGACGACACUCUGAGCAUCAUACUGACAGUGCUCUCCAUCGCUGGGGCCUUCAUAGCUGUAUGUGUGGCUGCUGUUUUCUACAAACACAGAACUUCUCCCAUCGUCAGAGCCAACAACUCAGAGCUGAGCUUCCUGCUGCUCUUCUCACUGACUCUGUGUUUCCUCUGUUCACUUACUUUCAUUGGUCAGCCCUCUGAGUGGUCCUGUAUGCUGCGUCACACAGCGUUUGGGAUCACCUUCGUCCUCUGCAUCUCCUGUGUUCUUGGGAAAACAAUAGUGGUCUUAGUGGCCUUCAGAGCUACACUUCCAGGCAGUGAUGUCAUGAAAUGGUUUGGGCCUCCACAGCAGAGACUCAGUGUUCUUGCCUUCACUCUGAUACAGGUCCUUAUUUGUACUCUUUGGUUGACAACCUCUCCUCCUCUCCCCUUCAAAAAUCUAAAACAGUAUAACGAAAGAAUAAUCCUGGAAUGUGAAUUAGGUUUAGCUAUAGGAUUCUGGGCUGUGCUGGGUUAUAUAGGAUUUCUGGCUCUUUUGUGUUUUAUUUUGGCUUUUCUAGCACGGAAGCUGCCUGAUAACUUUAAUGAAGCCAAGUUCAUCACAUUCAGCAUGCUCAUAUUCUGUGCAGUAUGGAUCACCUUUAUCCCAGCUUAUGUCAGCUCUCCUGGAAAGUUCACUGUAGCUGUAGAGAUAUUUGCUAUUCUGGCCUCAAGCUUUGGGUUGACGUUUUCUAUUUUUGCUCCCAAGUGUUUCAUAAUCAUCUUUAGGCCAGAGCAGAAUACCAAGAAACAUCUUAUGGGUAAAGCAACCUCCAAAUCUCCAGUAAAUGGUCAAACCGACCUCGUCACCUGCAGGCGGUGGAUUGAGCCUCAAAUUCCUGAUUUUUCUAUGGAUGGAGAUUUUAUCAUCGGAGGAAUUUUUUCGAUUCAUUCCCACACAAGUUCAGAAAAUAAGACGUACACCAGACAGCCACUCCAGCUACAGUGCUCUGGGAGUAUGAGUUCAAGGGGGCUGCGCAUCGCUCGUGCCAUGGAGUUCACCAUCCAAGAGAUCAACAACAGGACAGAUGUCCUGCCGGGAAUCACGUUAGGAUACCAGAUACACGACUCGUGCUCUGCAGUGUCGAUGACUGUUAAAGUUUCAUUUCAGUUUGCAAACGGCAUGGAACCAUUUUACAAUGAUACUGAUUCCUGUUCAAAAUCAGCAGCUGCUGUUGUUCCUGCUCUCGUGGGAGAAUCUACUUCCACUCUUUCAAUCAGCAUGACUAGAAUGCUGGGACUAUUUGGAAUUCCACAGGUGAGUCACUACGCAACCUGCGCAUGUCUGAGCGACAAGAGUCAGUAUCCUGCCUUCCUCAGGACCGCGCCUAGUGACCACCACCAAGCGGCCGCACUGGCAAGAAUGGUGAAGUAUUUCGGCUGGACAUGGAUUGGGGCAGUGCGCAGCGACACAGACUAUGGAAAUUAUGGAAUGGCGUCGUUUCUAAAGGCUGCGCAGGAGGAGGGAAUCUGUGUGGAGUACUCCGAGUCCUACUACAGAACACAACCGCGCAGUAAACUGGAAAGAGUGGCGAACGUCAUCCGGACAUCAACAGCGCGGGUAAUAAUAGCGUUUAUUCAAUCAGGCGACAUGUUUUUUCUGUUGCAGGAACUAGCAACACGACCGCCGCCUCCACUUCAAUGGAUCGGCAGCGAAGGGUGGGUCACCGAUCCAGAGUUUCUGCGCUUUAACAUGUGCGCUGGGGCGAUAGGAUUUGGGAUCCCCCGCUCGGUGAUUCCAGGUCUUCGUGAGUUUCUUCUGGAUCUCUCUCCAGCACAAGCACUGAAAUCUCCUCUGCUAACGGAGUUUUGGGAGAGCUCGUUCAGCUGUAGCCUAAAAGGCUCCUCAGAGGGCGCGCGGAAAUGUAACGGCGGUGAGGAUAUCCGCGCGCUGCAGAACCCGUAUACAGACACGUCGCAACUGCGCAUCACUAACCUGGUGUAUAAAGCUACGUAUGCCAUAGCGCAUGCCAUCCACGGUGUUAUCUGUAAUGACACGCAGUGCGACAAGAACGCUAAAUUCACACCAUGGCAGAUACUCAACCACCUCAAGAGAGUGAACUUCACUACAAAGAAUGGUUUUCAGGUCUCGUUUGAUUCCAGUGGUGAUCCCGUGGCUUUCUACGAGCUCAUAAACUGGCAGGUUAAGGAAGAUGGUGGUUUGGAUUUUGUGACGGUGGGUCACUUUGACUCAUCCAGACCAAGAGGCCAAGAGUUCAGUAUGAGCAGAGCAAUCAUCUGGGUGGGACGACAGACCAAGGUGCCGGUGUCUGUGUGCAGUGAGAGCUGUCCUCCAGGAACCAGGAAGGCUGUUCAGAAAGGAAAGCCAGUCUGCUGCUAUGACUGUAUACCAUGUGCAGAAGGAGAGAUCAGUAACAAGACAGACUCUUUGAACUGUUUGCGCUGCCCUCCUGAGUUCUGGCCCAACACCCAGCAAGACAGCUGCAUCCCAAAGCCUGUGGAGUUCCUGUCCUGGGACGACACUCUGAGCAUCAUCCUGACAGUGUUCUCCAUCACUGGGGCCUUCAUAUCUGUAUGUGUGGCUGCUAUUUUCUACAAAAACAGAACUUCUCCCAUCGUUCGAGCCAACAACUCAGAGCUGAGCUUCCUGCUGCUCUUCUCACUGACUCUGUGUUUCCUCUGUUCACUUACUUUCAUUGGUCAGCCCUCUGAGUGGUCCUGUAUGCUGCGUCACACAAUGUUUGGGAUCACCUUCGUCCUUUGCAUCUCCUGUGUUCUGGGGAAAACAAUAGUGGUCUUAGUGGCCUUCAGAGCUACCCUUCCAGGCAGUGAUGUCAUGAAAUGGUUUGGGCCUCCACAGCAGAGAUUCAGUGUUCUUGCUUUCACUCUCAUACAGGUCCUAAUUUGUGUUCUUUGGUUAACAACAUCUCCUCCUUUCCCCUUCAAAAAUCUGAAACAAUACAAGGAAAGGAUUAUUUUAGAAUGUGAAUUAGGUUCAGCAGUAGGAUUCUGGGCUGUGCUGGGUUAUAUAGGAUUUCUGGCUCUUUUGUGUUUUAUUUUGGCUUUUCUAGCACGGAAGCUGCCUGAUAACUUUAAUGAAGCCAAGUUCAUCACAUUCAGCAUGCUCAUAUUCUGUGCAGUAUGGAUCACCUUUAUCCCAGCUUAUGUCAGCUCUCCUGGAAAGUUCACUGUAGCUGUAGAGAUAUUUGCUAUUCUGGCCUCAAGCUUUGGAUUGACAUUUUCUAUUUUUGCUCCCAAGUGUUUCAUAAUCAUCUUUAGGCCAGAACACAAUACCAAGAAACAUCUUAUGGGUAAAGGACCCUCCAAAUCUUUUUGA
This is a messenger RNA of Pygocentrus nattereri (red-bellied piranha), 5043 nucleotides long. RefSeq lists its product as uncharacterized. The record is from RefSeq and is a predicted model, not a curated record. Bases 1 to 5043 code for a protein of 1680 amino acids. Gene Ontology annotation, cellular component: membrane. NCBI's taxonomy places the organism in Eukaryota, Metazoa, Chordata, Actinopteri, Characiformes, Serrasalmidae. The transcript has 12 exons. Gene Ontology annotation, molecular function: G protein-coupled receptor activity. Gene Ontology annotation, biological process: G protein-coupled receptor signaling pathway.